This is a messenger RNA of Hyposmocoma kahamanoa, 2382 nucleotides long. It is a transcript of the gene car, whose product is annotated as vacuolar protein sorting-associated protein 33A. NCBI's taxonomy places the organism in Eukaryota, Metazoa, Arthropoda, Insecta, Lepidoptera, Cosmopterigidae. Gene Ontology annotation, cellular component: lysosome; CORVET complex. The record is from RefSeq and is a predicted model, not a curated record. Bases 1 to 1824 code for a protein of 607 amino acids. The transcript is spliced from 11 exons. Gene Ontology annotation, biological process: intracellular protein transport; vesicle-mediated transport.
AUGAAGGAAUCUAAAAUGAGUACACAUCUGUCUGGUGGACGUCUGAAUGUGGCUUUAGUGCAGGAAACUAUGAGAAAAGACCUAUUGAAUCUUUUGCAACUUUGCGAAGGACCAAAAGUAACAAUUUGGGAUGAAUGGCUUGCUGGUCCUGUAGGCUUAGUAGCUCAAUAUGCAUUGCUAAAGGAGCAUGAAGUGACAGAUAUGUUUCCUUUACGACCGGGCAGUCUACCUACUAUAUCCGUCAAACAUAUUGUAUUCAUUGCCCGACCCAAGUUGGUGUUGAUGGAUUUAGUUGCAGAUUAUAUUAUAUCAUUGAGAGCCAAACAAAACUUGCCAGUAGAAUUCCAUCUAUUCUUCGUGCCCCGCAAGAGUGAACUGUGUGAGAAACACUUAACCAACAGAGGCAUUAUUAAUAACUUAACUAUACAGGAGUUUAAAUGUGACAUCUUCCCAUUUGACAGUGACGUCAUGUCGUUAGAGCUUCAGAAUGAUUUUAGAGAGAACUAUCUGGAAGGAGACCCCACCUGCAUCUACAAUGCGGCCCAAGCGAUUCGCACUAUACAGCAACUGUACGGGAUCAUACCACGUGUCUUUGGCAAAGGAACCGCUGCCAAACAGGUAUGGGACCUUCUCUGUAAACUGAACAAAGAGGAACAAGGCACAGAGCCUAAAGGCUCACCAACAUCGUGCAUAGAUCAUUUACUGCUACUCGAUAGAGCCGUUGACUUCACCAGCGUAAUGGCUACGCAGCUGACCUAUGAAGGACUUAUUGACGAACUUUUUGGAAUAAAGAACUCGACUGCAACCUUUCCCGAGCACAAGUUUAUAAGCCCAGAAGACCCGACACCCGAAGCCACUGCUAGAGAAAAGCGACGCAUCAUUUUGAAUUCUAGCGAGGAGUUGUUCGCUGAACUGAGAGAUUGCAAUUUUACUGCUGUCGGUGCAGCACUGUCAAAGAAAGCGCACCUAAUAAAAACCCAGCUGGACGAGAGACACAACGAGAAAUCAGUGCAAGAAAUCAAGCAAUUUGUUUCUCGGCUACCGCAAAUGCUGGCAAAUAAACAGUCAUUGGCCACUCAUACUGCCAUUGCUGAGUACAUUAAAGAGACCAUAGACACGUUCGAUUUUCACGACACUGUCCAAUGCGAGGAGGACUUCCUCAACUGCGUGGACAACGAGAAAGUAUGCUCGUUCAUCGAAGACCUCAUCGCUCAAAAGGUGCCUCUGACUAAGAUUCUCCGCCUAAUCUGCCUCCAAUGCGUGACAGGAUCAGGUCUCAAGCCAAAAGUGCUAGAGUACUACAAGAAGGAGCUUGUGCAAGUGUACGGGUUGAAAACCUGGCUGACGUUAUGCAAUUUUGAGAAAUGCGGCUUGUUAAAACCCCAGACUGGCUCGAGGCAGUAUAAUGUGCUUCGAAAGACAUUACACCUAACAAUGGACGAAUCAGAUUUAGAGCGAGAGAAGAGCUAUUUGUCGAGUAAAUACACGCCGUUAACAGUUCGAUUAAGUGAACAUAUUGCUAAGAACAAGGGAUGGUCUGGAAUCCAAGACGUUCUAAACCUUCUCCCUGGGCCGACAGUGGACGAACUCCAAACGCUACAACCUCGUAUGGCUCGACGUAAUUCCAUAUCCAGUGACAACUCGUCCUCCGCAGAAACUCCUAGAGUCAUUCUAGUAUUCUUUUUAGGAGGUUGCACUUAUAAUGAAAUAUCAGCACUGAGGUCUAUAAGUCAGCAGGAAGAUUCUAAUGUGGAAUUUGUAAUUUUGACCACGAAAUUGAUAAAUGGGAAUACUUUUGUCGAGUCCCUGAUGGACAUUGAUUAGAAUGAGCUGUAAAAAUUGUUUCAACUGGGGUUCAUUGUAUGUCAAUAUUCUAGGCGAUUCUACUCACCAAUACAAAUAAUUUAGCCAAACCUACCAUAACUGGCCAAACAAACAUUUACAGAACAUAUUUAGGUGAGUGUGCCCAAAAGCUCCAUCAGCUCAUCCCGCCCUUUACCAUCGGACAUACAGAUGUACGGCGGGAUAUCACCCUUACUUGGUCGAUAUUCUCUUGAGGCGUACUAAGCGCUUUUCGUCAUUUUUUAUUAUGCGAACAGCCCAAGAAUGGAAUUCCUUACCUGCGACUAUGUUUCUGAGCACAUACAACCUGAGUAUCUUUAAGGUGCGACUGAACAGGCAUUUUCAAGGCAAACUCGUUUCAUCGUAGAUCCUAUCUUUGCUCCAGAAGGGCUAGGUAGACCACUAGGUCAAGAGCAAGUCCAUUUCAUUAACAAAAAAUUAUGAAUAUUUAGCUAGAAAGGAGCUUUCCUGAACACUCCUGUGGAACCUGGGCAUCAAUCGACGAGUGGCAAACCAAAAUGGCAAGCCUUAUUAUAGUGU